GCUUCCUGGCCCGUGGUACGGUACGCACGGUAGCAAAUUCUUAUUAAUAAUUAAUCAGGUGCUAAUUCUCACUGAUCUUACGCUGAGUAGAGGGAAUAUCGAAUCAUCAUCAAACUUAACUAGCCACCACACCCACCUCCGCGGGAUUACCAUACACUCGUAAUAGGCGGUGGUUAGCCAAUUGGUAGGCUGGAAUACUGAGAGUGACAGCUGAAAAUUCAAAGCUCCACGCCGGGCGCCGAAAAUUGUCCAAUUGAAGAAUUACAGCCACAGUACACCCUUUUAUUCCCAAUAUAUCCCAGCAUUCUAUCCUCUAAUUUCAUAAACACCUCCUGGUCCUCCCGACAAAUCCAUAGCACCCACCGGUAGUGCACAACAACGGCAACGAUGGCCGCCGCCAAAUCUGCAACCAACACAGUCAAAAGCCUCCUCAGGGUCGCGGAACGACCGCUACAAAUACCCGGUACUAAGCUCGCAGCCUCUACACCGCCCGCCCAACUCGAUUUAUUUGACUAUUGCUUCUACUACGAUACAUUAGCCCCAACCCCCCAACAGCUCCAACACAGCGCCGACGUCUUCAGGGCGUCCAACCACUCGCCCAUCCGGAUGUGGACAGCCAGCGAAUUCCGCACGAUACCCAUGUCCGAUGUGCCCGAGGUAGCGUUCCUGGGCCGCUCGAACUCGGGCAAAUCGUCGUUGCUGAAUGCGAUUAUGGAGAAAAAUAUGUGUUUUACAUCGGCGACGUUGGGGCUGACGACGACGUUGAAUGCGUAUGGGAUUGGGGGGAAGAAGGGCGGGGAGGCCAAGGUUGUUCUUGUUGAUACGCCCGGUUAUGGGAAGGGGAGUAAUGAGGAGUGGGGGGAGGAGAUUCUUAAGUACCUGACGAAGAGGAAGCAACUCCGCCGCACUUACAUCCUCAUCAACUCGCACCACGGCAUCAAGGCCGCCGACGCCGCCAUCCUCUCCCUCCUCCGCGCCAACGCCGUCCCGCACCAAAUCAUCCUCUCCAAAGCCGACUCCGUCCUCAUCAAGGGCGGCCAGAAGCGGGGCGCCCGCGGCCUCCGGCCCGAGCGCAUCGACGAGCUCUGCCGCUUCGCCGACAAGGUGCGCAACGCGCGUGCAACCUGUCCGGAACGUGGGGAGCACGAGUAAGCAGAAGCAGAAGCUGCAGGAAGGGCAGGAUGAAGGGGUCGAGGAGCAGGAGGAGCGGCCGGAGCUGGGGGCGCCGGCGCUCGGGGAGAUUUUGGCCUGCUCGAUGAAGAUGAAGGAUGAGGCGGGGUGUCUUGGAGUUGAUCCGAUUCGGUGGUCGAUUCUGCGCGCGGUGGGGUUGGGGAUUGGGGUUGGGGUUGGGGCGGGAAGGGGUGGUGGAGGUGCGGAUGGUACGGGGAUUGCGGGGGCCAACAAGCGCGGAUGAGGGGCUAGAUUAGUAGAUGGUUAGAUUGGGUUGGGAAUGGUGAGUAUGGUCUGUAGAUGGGUUGUUGUAUUUUUUUUUUAUUAGCGAGUUUGGCUAUACUUGGUGUUCUGGGACUUGUUUUUUUUUUUCCCCUAUUUCACAUUCACCCCCCACAAGACCAUCUGUACCACUAUUGGAGAUGCUGUUCCCUGUUUUUUGGAUACGCUGUACUUAUAUAGAACCUCAAAAGACUACAUUUUUAACAUCCAUUUCAAUAAAAUAAAUAGAACUUAGCUCCUACACAAAACAAAGAAAGCUACGUACCGUACGGCAUACGUACCUCGAAAAAUGAUAAAAUGAACAAAAAAAAAAAAAAAAAUAGAAAUUAUAUUACCCCAAACGUAUACUUUGUACAGUAAAUAUUCACACAAGGCCUUCCAAUAAUGGAAUAAAAUAACUGUUGCAAAUCGAGUGCUACCUAACCUUUGGAAAACCCUGGGUUGAAAAUGAGAGAAGGAACAAAAUAAAGCGAAACGCUCGCGUUGAAAGAAGUGUUUUCAUGUGUGUGCCUCGAAUAAAAUAACCCCCCUUUCCCACAAACAUGACGAUUUCGGACACAUUACACAAACAAAGACGUUUCAUAAUAACAAAAACAAUGGGGGAAAAUAUAAGAAUAAAAACAUGCACAGAAGAUGUUUAUUAGAAGGAUGAAGGGAGAAGAAAAGCAAAGAUAUUUUAUGAUAAGAGUAAUAGGAGGUAUGGUAUCCCUGAAGAAAGAAAAGAAGCAACAAGAAGGCAUGCUAAAACAUUGUGACUAGAUAUACAUGAUAGUCAUCGUGAAUCAGGCAAAAAGUGAACAAGAAGAUAAAGAAGAUGCAAAUGCGCAAUACAAUGUAAAAGUAUGUUUGAAAGCGACGGAAUGAAGAAUAGUUUUUGCAGGAGAAAAAAAGUGGAAGAUAAGAGGAAUUGGUCAUUGGUCAAAUAACGUGAUGGAAAGUGAUAUGAUCCUAGGGAUUUUGCCUUGCCCUUGACCCCUGGGAGCUUUCACUCGCCGUGAUACUACACCUUUCCUCCGAGAGAAGGCGAAUAUGGGGCAGCAAUGCGACAAGGCAAGCCCAAGAUAAGCAAUGAUUUCCCCGAAAAGUAAUAUUUUGUUGUCUUCGUUGAGUCGUACGUGGUCGGGUUGUAAAUUUGGUAUUUAAUAUUUUGGUAUCUAAAGGUCGUUGAUGGCUUGGGGAGUAAAGGGGACCCAAGGAGAGACAGCAACGAUCCUGAAUAGUGAUCGUGCCGGAAAGAAUAAUAACAAUAAUAUCGACAAGAACGAACCGAGAUGGUAGUCAUAGGCGGAUAGAAGGAUCUUGUUUGAGGUAACUUUAUAAAGGUUAGGGCCGCUAAAAUGGUGAACAACACAGGUCUAGGCGUUAGAUGUCUGAGCUUCCGCGUUCUGCUAGGCUCUCAUCUUCUACAACUUCUUUCCCAUUUCUAUCGACGACGAUGCGCGUUCCCAGACGCUCAGCAGGAAUGCGGUCACGAGAUGCACCAAAGUCAAGCACCUGCGACAUAUGGGUUAGCCAAGCGCUAAAAUAA
Blastomyces gilchristii SLH14081 is the source of this 2980-nucleotide messenger RNA. Its product is annotated as GTP-binding protein. The transcript is spliced from 2 exons. Bases 388 to 1152 code for a protein of 254 amino acids. Gene Ontology annotation, molecular function: GTP binding. Gene Ontology annotation, cellular component: mitochondrion. NCBI's taxonomy places the organism in Eukaryota, Fungi, Ascomycota, Eurotiomycetes, Onygenales, Ajellomycetaceae. The record is from RefSeq and is a predicted model, not a curated record.